CACACUUGAAAAUGUUACUCGUCGCGGUAGCUUUAGUGCUCACUCAGCUAUCCGUUGAGGCUUCAAACUGCACGCUGCAGUUCGAAGCAGUCAAUGUAGCUGCUAAACUUGACCUGACCAGCGGAGAACUGAUCGUGGAACGUGAUGGCAAACCGGUUCAGAAGGUUCUCAUGGGUCGGGACCUACGCACGGUUGCCAUCUACGAACAACUGGAUCGUGGGUUCAAACUGCGCAACACCGACGGAGAAGAAACUGAAUUUACCAUCGAUCUGGACGCAGCGAAUCUUUCACUGUUCACCGUGGCUCGACGGGUCCGACAUCGAUCUCGGAUGGUGGUGGAUUGUGUCCAACUCGGGGAAGCCAACUGGUUCGGAGGACCGAUGCAAUUGAUGCAGUAUUGGCCGGUUCAGAAGCUACGCUUUGAAGAGUACGCUUACAUGAUUAAAGCGGAGGAUAACUGUGCGAUUGCGGAGCGGUACUGGUUGAACUCGCUGGGAUCGUUCAUCUACGUAGAGGACGAAGCUCCGCUGUUUAUCGAUCAGAACUACGGGCAGCCGGGUUUCCUGUGUUUGGAGGUGAAAAAGGCCCUUCCGUACGACAUCCAUGACACUGUAUACUCGUUUAUCUAUCGGAUUGGGGUCAGUAGUGAUGCACGGCAAGCACAUAUGGGUGCCAUCCGAAAUAUUCUGGGGAAGCCUUCCGGUCAUCCGGCGGAAGCUAUGGUCAAAUAUACGACUUGGUCAACUUGGGCGCGUCUUAAAACGAACGUCAGUGACAACGUUUUGUACCACUUAACUGAGGAAAUUUACCGGAACGGUUGGAGGAAUAGUCAGAUUGAAAUCGAUGACGAUUGGGAGAAGUGCUACGGAUCACUGGAGUUCGACAGCGUCAAGUUUCCUCGAGCGAAACACACAAUGAGUGUUCUGAAGUUGAAAGGUUUUCCCAGGGUCACUCUGUGGGUUCACCCGUUCAUCAACAAAGACUGUGAGCCGAUUUACUCUGAAGCGAAGCAGAAGGGUUUUCUAGUUGCCAAUCAUAGUGGACAAACGGAGUCGCAUUGGUGGAACAGCGAGCCGGAUGGGUCCACGCAUUUGGAUUUCACGCAACCGGAAGUGGCGGAAUGGUUCACGCAACGGUUGCAAGCCAUUCGUACUGAACUGGGAAUCGAUGGCUUCAAGUAUGACGGAGGUGAACCCAAUUGGAUGCCACCGGAUCCCGUACUAAAUGGGUCCCGGUCCAAGCAUCCGUGGUUGAUUGCCGAUGGCUACCUUCGGACGGUGGCUAAAUUUGGGAACUUGGUGGAAGUUCGAUCGGCCCGGAGAACUCAGGAUCUACCGGUUUUCGUGCGGAUGAACGGCAAGUUCUCCGAGUGGGGAUGGCACAAUGGACUUGCGACCUUGAUUCCCACACUGUUGAUGAUGAACAUGGUCGGCUAUCCGUUGGUUCUUCCGGAUACGGUUGGUGGCAAUGGCUACUUUGGCCAACUACCGAGCAAGGAGAUGUUCAUACGGUGGCUGCAAGCCACCGUAUUCAUGCCGAGCAUUGAGCUUUCGUUCGUUCCGUGGGAUUACGAUGCGGAGACGGUGCGAAUUUCGAAGAGGAUGACCGAUCUGCACGAAAAGUAUGCCGCCAAAAUCAUGGAGCGCUUCAAGCUGGUAGUGUCCGAGGGGUAUCCGGUGAAUCCUCCAAUUUGGUGGGUCUCGCCGGAUGACACGGAAGCUCAGAAGGUGUACGACCAAUUCAUGCUGGGAGACGACAUCAUAGCCGCGCCGGUUGUUCAAAACAACGUCCGGGCCAGGGAUGUCUAUCUGCCGGACGGGGAGUGGGUGGAUGGCAACAUUGCCACCGUUUACAUCGGACCGAGAUGGGUUCGGAACUAUUCGGCUCCACUGCACGUUCUUCCGUAUUUUCUCCGGAAAGGGGUGAAAUUCUAUUGAAAGUACAUAAAUAGAACUACUUACAGCAUCGAUCAUAGUUA
This is a messenger RNA of Ochlerotatus camptorhynchus, 1978 nucleotides long. RefSeq names its product myogenesis-regulating glycosidase-like. The transcript has 2 exons. The coding region runs from base 12 to 1937 and encodes 641 amino acids. Gene Ontology annotation, biological process: carbohydrate metabolic process. The record is from RefSeq and is a predicted model, not a curated record. NCBI's taxonomy places the organism in Eukaryota, Metazoa, Arthropoda, Insecta, Diptera, Culicidae. Gene Ontology annotation, molecular function: hydrolase activity, hydrolyzing O-glycosyl compounds.